Messenger RNA from Anneissia japonica, 1335 nucleotides. RefSeq lists its product as uncharacterized. Gene Ontology annotation, biological process: protein phosphorylation. The transcript is spliced from 10 exons. The record is from RefSeq and is a predicted model, not a curated record. The coding region runs from base 310 to 1335 and encodes 341 amino acids. Gene Ontology annotation, molecular function: protein kinase activity. NCBI's taxonomy places the organism in Eukaryota, Metazoa, Echinodermata, Crinoidea, Comatulida, Comatulidae.
AAGCUCAAUCUGCUGGAAUCGGACGUGUGGACUACUGGUGAUAAAAAUAUAAGCGUAUCAUGGCAGGGUCAUUUUGUGAACCAGCUACAUAUAGACGAAAAAUUAUUACUCGCCAUUGAACCAGAUAAUAGCGUCAUUAAUGAAGAUUAUGAUUCUGAGGCUGCUCCAGCUGGUCGCCCCCUAUCGGCCAUUGAUAAUCGCGAUGGAAUUGUUAAGUUUGAAGUUGGACUCGGUAAUGAUAGUGUAGGCGGAGCAACAUUUCCCUCGUUUCAGCCCAAUUGGAUAGCUUUACAGAGUGAUCUGGGCGAAAUGUUCGUUGAUCAAUUAGAUAAUGCAGAGGACGCCGAAACUUAUGGGUUUUGGGUUCGGGCGACUGAUGUAGUUGGAAACACAAAGACAGAUUUUGUAUCAAUCCACAUUGAUUUUACGCCACCCCAAAUUGAUGAAUUUGCAGCGAGGAAUGGCAUUGCACGCGUGACUGCGUACGAUCGACAAAGUGGAAUCAUGAGUGUUCGUUGGCAGAUGAUUUCCAAAAAAGAUGAAAACAUUUUAUCAGAAGGCUACGAAACUGAUUUAAUAGUCACUGGCGACUGUGUUCCUACCGAUUGUUAUUGUAUACUUGUCAAUAAGUUUUGUUACAAGUUGCAAUUAGACAUAACCCCGACACUUGAUCAAAGUGAUCAAGAAUUGGGUACUACUGCAACUUUAAGGGUGACAUUAAAAAACAAUGCUUUACUAAACAUCUCGCAGGAUAUAGAGGUUGCUGUAGCCUCUUUCAGUGGUACCAACGAUGCUCAGGAAACAAAAACAGAAGACGACGGUUUGGGGACUGGAGUAUUAAUCGGCAUUAUAGCAGCGGUUGUAGUGUUUGUGGUUCUAUGGUUGAUACUUGUCGCACUGGUAAUGCAAAAGCGAAAUAGGCGUGAUCCUGAAACGUUUGGAGAUGACAUUGGACAUCAAAACCCAUGCUACACCAAUGAGGAAACUGUUGAUAUUUACACAGCUCCAUAUCACCCUCCGCUUGCAUAUACACCAACGUCUAGGCCACCACCGGUGACCGAGAAACCCAAGAAGAAAGAGAUAAUGGAAGACGAGUAUGCUUCUCCAUUUGCACUAACAGUUUCACCAGCUAUUAGCUGGUUCCCUCCCCUUGCGGAUAUUUGGGAAAUUAUUCACAGGAACCUAGGAGCGAGAAAUAUUUUGGUUGGUGACAACAAGGUUUGCAAGAUUACGGACUUUGGAAGAGCAGUUGUAGCAGACAUCGAUGGUACAUUUGUGGAGACACAAGAGGUAGACCAAAUACAGACCAGAAACACAGAUGUGUAUAAGAGAUAA